Messenger RNA from Aspergillus oryzae RIB40, 486 nucleotides. Its product is annotated as cupin domain-containing protein. Lineage: Eukaryota; Fungi; Ascomycota; Eurotiomycetes; Eurotiales; Aspergillaceae. The transcript is spliced from 2 exons. The record is from RefSeq and is a predicted model, not a curated record. The coding region runs from base 1 to 486 and encodes 161 amino acids.
AUGCCCGAAACAAUCAUCAUCUCCAGCUCCUCCCAAGGCAGCCAAACAACCCUCAAACCCACCACCAUAUUCACGGGCGAAGUUUAUUUCGACACGCUUCAUACGGAUGAAACCACCUCCAUGGCCAAUGUGACUUUCACUCCCUGUGCGCGGACACAUUGGCACACCCACCCAGGAGGGCAAUUUCUGAAGGUUGUGGCCGGGUCCGGUUGGAUCUGCGAUAAGGGUAGUGAGCCACGUCGCAUCAAGAUGGGAGACCUGAUCUGGGCUCCCCCGGGAACGACUCACUGGCAUGGUGCUGAUGAUGGGAGUAUCAUGACGCAUUUUGUUGUGGGGUUGGGGAAGACUAUUUGGCUUGAUCCGGUUACUGAUGAGGACUGCCGUGAGAUAGGGGAUCUAGCGUCUCCGACAUACUAUCUUGGCCUUGGAGUGAUGUCAACUGGUCCAGGAACACGUCUCCUUGUCCUUAUCCCUCAUACGCGUUAG